Messenger RNA from Salvelinus fontinalis (brook trout), 1917 nucleotides. RefSeq lists its product as uncharacterized. Bases 1 to 1776 code for a protein of 591 amino acids. The transcript has 9 exons. The record is from RefSeq and is a predicted model, not a curated record. NCBI's taxonomy places the organism in Eukaryota, Metazoa, Chordata, Actinopteri, Salmoniformes, Salmonidae.
AUGGAUAGAAAUCAUAAACCGUUGAGAAUAAAUCGUCUAAAAGCUGGGACCCUCCAAGCUAGUGCUGGAGAGCAAGUGUUCCAGACAGAUGUCCAUUCCGCUGGCCAUGAUGGACUAAGCCUGCCGGCCCUGGUAGACUGCCCCCAGGACAGGCCUCGAAAGGCUGGGACCCUCCAAGCUAGUGCUGGAGAGCAAAUGUUCCAGACAGAUGUCCAUUCCGCUGGCCAUGAUGGACUAAGCCUGCCAGCCCUGGUAGACUGCCCCCAGGACAGCCCUCGAAAGGCUGGGACCCUCCAAGCUAGUGCUGGAGAGCAAGUGUUCCAGACAGAUGUCCAUUCCGCUGGCCAUGAUGGACUAAGCCUGCCAGCCCUGGUAUACUGCCCCCAGGACAGGCCUCGAAAGAACCUUGUGCCGAAGCCCCCGCAAAGCCCCAGGCCCAGCCGAGAGGCCAAUAUAGCAAAGGCAGAAAAGAAGGCCAGGGAGUCUAUCAAGGCUAGAAGGGCUAGGGAGGCUAAGGCAGGGGUGAAAAAACUAAGCCGCCAAGUAGUUGGUGUGUCGGGACUGCCUCAAACUCUUCUAUCUCGAACAACCAGAUACAGUGUCCUGCCAGCUAUCAAGAAGGGCACUAAAGUUACUAAAAUGGAGACAACAGAACCCCUAUGUCCCUUGACACCUGAUGGGGAGAUAAUGAUGACAACCACCCAUGCAGCACGGGCAGCUCCUUCCCAGACCCUGGAAGAAGAGGUGGGGGGAGCUGAGGUCUCCGAGAUGAGUGACAGCUCCCUGAUGCUUACUAAGAACAGGCAGGACUCCCUGGAGAAUAUUCCCUCCCUCCUACCAGGCAAGGAGGACAUCCUCCUUCGCAGCACUCCCUGUGCCACCGUCAUGAGCCCCCAGACUCUGAAGUUUAUUCUCCAUGGCAUCAUGUGCCGACUGGAGGCCUCAGAGUCCCCCCAGACAAGGAGGACCAAUGACCCCUUCAGGCUGAUGAAGGAUCUCUUUGUGGAGGUCCAGCAUGCCCUGAAGAAUGCUGACAUCUCUGUCGUCUUUGGCCUGGAGGAGAGCAUCCAAUUCAGUGGGGAGGAUGCGGUGAAGGCCAUCGUGAAGACUGCGGCUAAAAGAUUGUCCCUGCGUUCAGACUCCAACCGGGCUCAACUGCGUGCCGCACGCUCUGGUAGCGAGGGAGCCAUCGGGUGCAUGGCGGACACCAUCACACAAGUCAUAGAUGACUAUUCCGAGAACUGGAGUUCCGACGGCCAUUUUGGAGCCAGGAGGAGCCGUGCUAGUGGGAGAUCACACUCCUCAACCUCCUCAAGGAGUGACGUCACCCUCACCGAGGAGCUCCUGGCUUGGAGGGAAACCCUAGAAGAGGACCUAGAGGAGAUGGCUGAUGACAGCACUGGUUUGGAAAAGACCAGUGUAAGCUCAGCCAUCUCUGAGAAGUCCCAGGUAAUUAGAUACCUUUCUGAAAGCACCAAGCCCAUCAGCAGCGCCCUCUCCACAGACCUCAAGGACAUCACCUCCACACAGAAAGAGAAGGAAGAGGCUAUGAAGAAAGAAGUGAGGAAGUCAGGAAAGAAGAAGCGAGGAAAUAACAAGGACCAGAAGAAGAACAAGGUGUCUCCUCUUGGCAAUGAUAGUAUUGUAGCUGCAGAUGAGCCUAAGAAAAAACAGGCUCUCCUCCCGCGGAUCACAGCCGCCCUGGCAAAAGUAUUUUGCUUCCCCUGCAAAAACAAAAUGCAAAAAGUAACUGUGCAGAAGACGAGUUUGGGAUAAUCCUGCUGCCACCUCCCCCAACCCAUUUUUUAAAAAAAACUCUCAAAGCCAACAGAAGAGGGAGGGAGACAACACCCCCUACUCACAACUCAUUUUAUUACACCCCAUUUAAUUCAAUAAACACAACUUGCAGCUAUUUUG